AUGGGACUGCAAUACAUCCUGCUCCACCUCGACUCCUCAGGGACGUACGCCAGGAUCCUGUUUAUGGACUUCAGCUCGGCAUUCAACACCAUCAUCCCUGAAGUCCUUCAUCAGAAGCUCACCCAGUUCUCAGGAUGGAAAAUUGAAUUUUUGAGUUGGGACCCAACACAGUGUGGAAGCUCAUCCAUUAUCCUGCCCAGGAAGAAGUUCUGGGUCCCUGACAUCAUCAUUGAGGAAAUUGUGGAUGAGAACAACGCCCCGGAGACAUACUAUGUGACUGUGAGUCACACGGGGGAGGUGCAGGAUGCUUUGCCAGUGGAAGUCAUUAGUUCCUGUGAUCUGGACAUCUUCAAGUUCCCCUUCGACAUACAGAACUGCUCCUACACCUUCAACUCCUGGAUACACCAUGUUGAUGAGAUUCAGCUAUCAUUUGGAAAUCAGGUGGAAGAGAUGUUCAACAGGUCCAAGAUUGUCAUGGCCACCCAGGGAGAGUGGGAAUUCAUAGACUUGAGGGCCUUAAAGCAUGAACUAGUCAACUUUGAAGGGAUGACGCGUGAUCAGCUCAAAUACUAUAUUACACUCAGGCGGCAGCCAACCAUGUACGUGGUGAACCUACUGAUCCCAAGCUUCCUCUUGAUCACACUGGACCUGUUCAGCUUCAUCCUGCCCCCACAGAAUGUCGACCGCUCUGCCUUCAAGAUGACCCUCAUUCUGGGUUACACCGUUUUCCUGCUCCUCAUAAACGACCUGCUGCCCGUCACUGGAAACUCCAUUCCACUCAUCAAUGUGUUUUUCUCCUUGUGUCUCGCGCUGAUGGUGGGCAGUUUGCUGGAGACCAUCCUAAUCACUAACAUGCUAUGUGGCUCCAUCCGUGACCUCCCAAUGUCCAACUGGAUAAGAGUGCUUUUCCUCAAAUACCUCGCACGACUAGUCUGCAUGGGAAAGAGCAAACGCGUUGAAAAUCAGACAGCAGGCCGCGGUGGGAACCCUUUUGUGCCUUAUGAGGGGGAGAAACAGCAGGGGACAGGAGAGUCUAAAGAGCCCCAGACUACAGACGCCAGCCUGCUGGAGCUAAAGCGCCUGAGAGACGACCUACGAGCCAUUCAAAGACAGCUGGAGAAAUCUGACACAACAAACCGAACCGAAGAGGACUGGAUCUGUAUUGGGCUGGUCAUAGACCGCCUCUUAUUUUGGGUGUACAUCAUCUUCCUCCUCCUCAGCAUCAUUGCUUUAGUGGUUAUAUGGAUUACAUGGUACUCUGGCUACCAUGAAGAAGAUCACUAA
Alosa alosa (allis shad) is the source of this 1284-nucleotide messenger RNA. Its product is annotated as 5-hydroxytryptamine receptor 3A-like. NCBI's taxonomy places the organism in Eukaryota, Metazoa, Chordata, Actinopteri, Clupeiformes, Clupeidae. Gene Ontology annotation, molecular function: extracellular ligand-gated monoatomic ion channel activity; transmembrane signaling receptor activity; neurotransmitter receptor activity. The record is from RefSeq and is a predicted model, not a curated record. Bases 1 to 1284 code for a protein of 427 amino acids. Gene Ontology annotation, biological process: monoatomic ion transmembrane transport; nervous system process; regulation of membrane potential. The transcript has 7 exons. Gene Ontology annotation, cellular component: synapse; neuron projection; membrane.